GCAGCAGACACACAGCGCGGGGAGGAGGAGGGGGAGGUCCGGGCUGCCUCCUGUGCUCCCUCCUCCUCCUCCCCCAGCUCUGAGCACUCACACUCAGCUCUGAUCCGCUUUGCAGCCCGGAUAACGGAACGUGGAGCAGCCGCCAUGGGAGUGGAAGGAUGCAGCAAAUGCAUAAAGUACAUGCUAUUCGUCUUCAAUUUCAUCUUCUGGCUGGCAGGAGGUGUCAUUCUUGGAGUUGCCCUGUGGCUCCGACAUGAGCCAAAAACAUCCAACCUUUUGAUCCAGCAGAUUGGGGACAAGCAGGUACCAGCGACCUUUUACAUCGGCAUCUAUAUAAUCAUUGCUGUUGGUGCUGUCAUGAUGUUUGUGGGAUUCUUGGGAUGUUAUGGAGCCAUUCAGGAAUCCCAGUGUCUCCUGGGAACGUUCUUCGCCUGCUUAGUGAUCCUGUUUGCAUGUGAAGUGGCCGCCGGUAUCUGGGGAUUCGUAAAUAGGGAACAGGUGUCGAAAGAGAUAAAACAGUUUUAUGAUGAAGCUUAUGAGCAAGCCAAAAAUGGAAAGCAGGAGGAGAAAGAGAAGGCUAAACCUGUGAUCAAAGUUUUUCAUGAGACCCUGCAGUGCUGUAAAGAGGAAUCCAAAUUGUUGUUUAUCUCAGGAGAUAACCUUUGUCCGGCUGGAAUAAAAGAUGUGGAUUGCCAUGAGAGAAUUGACGCUCUAUUCCAAUCUAAACUGCAUUUGGUGGGCAUUGCAGCUGCUGUGGUGGCUGUUAUUAUGAUCAUCGAGAUGAUAUUUAGUAUGGUUCUGUGCUGUGGCAUUCGGAUCUAUUCUGUGUACUGAGGACCCUGCGGCUUCCCCUGUGUAAAUAACAUCACAUCUUCUACUCUUCUCCUCCCUCCCCUGUCUGUGUCUUUUUAUUAACACUUGUUACCCGCUGUUAUGGAGCCUGUGCAGAGGUUCAGAAAACCCAGAAGAGAGGCUGAAGUUACUUACAGAAGGGGAUCUCUUUCCUCUAUGCUGUCCUGGCCCGGAGGUACUCAGGAGUUGGGGUCCUAGAGAAUGUACUUGGUUUUAGGGCUCUCACUCCUAGCACUGCCUUUGCGUGAUGACCUGUCUACUGCCGCGAAAUAGGGCCCUGCUGAGUUGACUUACCUUUCAUAUGGAGUGGAUGGUCAUUCUGUACAGUAGAGUACUUCAUCUCCAUUACCCUUUUUCUCUUGAUCUCUGCCCGCUCCUGUGUAAAAUAUGUUGUAUUAGUACUGUUGGGCGAAGGACCAAUCCCAACAAACUCCCUUUCCCUGCACGACCCCUCCAUGCAGUCUGUCAUCAAAUAAAACAAUGAAUAUAUAUAUAUAUAAACAUGUAUAAAUAUUCUCAUUAAAGUACUUUAUGGGGCCUUUUUCCCCCCAACACCA
Messenger RNA from Pseudophryne corroboree (corroboree frog), 1409 nucleotides. It is a transcript of the gene CD81, whose product is annotated as CD81 molecule. Gene Ontology annotation, cellular component: plasma membrane. Bases 145 to 834 code for a protein of 229 amino acids. The transcript has 8 exons. NCBI's taxonomy places the organism in Eukaryota, Metazoa, Chordata, Amphibia, Anura, Myobatrachidae. The record is from RefSeq and is a predicted model, not a curated record.